Molecule: messenger RNA, 1148 nt
Organism: Macroventuria anomochaeta
Lineage: Eukaryota; Fungi; Ascomycota; Dothideomycetes; Pleosporales; Didymellaceae
Exons: 2
Coding region: 48-980 (310 amino acids)
Biological process (GO): mitochondrion organization
Cellular component (GO): membrane; mitochondrion
Source: RefSeq, a predicted model, not a curated record
CCCGCCUUCACCACCCGCCCCUCCCCCCGCCGUCGCGCACAUCCACAAUGGCCGCACCCGACCCAAAGGAAGCCUGGCAGCGCAUCCAAAAUGAGCUCACCCGCCGCACCUCGCGCCUCGGCGGCUCCGGCGGCGGCGCCCCCAAAGGCACAGCAGGCGGCAUCGCAGGCCUCGUCCUGCUCGGCGGCGGCCUCUGGCUCGCCAACAACGCGCUGUUCAACGUCGACGGAGGACACCGCGCCAUCAAGUACACGCGCUUGGGCGGUGUGCAGAAGGAGAUCUACAACGAGGGCACGCACUUCAACAUGCCGUGGUUCGAGACGCCCAUCACGUACGACGUGCGCGCGAAGCCGAGGAACGUGGCGUCUUUGACGGGAACAAAGGAUUUGCAGAUGGUCAACAUUACGUGCAGAGUGCUCAGCAGGCCGAGGGUGGAGGCGCUGCCGCAGAUCUACAGGACGUUGGGAACGGAUUAUGAUGAGAGGGUGCUGCCGUCGAUUGUCAAUGAGGUGCUGAAGAGCGUGGUUGCGCAGUUCAAUGCUUCGCAACUCAUCACUCAGCGUGAGAACGUCUCACGGUUGGUGCGCGACAACCUUGUCCGGAGAGCGGCGAGGUUCAACAUCAUGCUCGACGAUGUCUCCCUUACACACCUAGCCUUCUCCCCCGAAUUCACCGCCGCCGUCGAAGCCAAGCAAGUCGCCCAACAAGAAGCGCAGCGCGCCGCCUUCGUCGUCGACAAAGCGCGCCAGGAGAAGCAAGCCACCGUUGUCCGCGCCCAGGGUGAGGCACGCUCCGCCGAGCUGAUCGGAGACGCCAUCAAGAAGUCGCGCACAUACGUCGAUCUGCGAGAGUUCGAGAACGCGAGGAACAUUGCCCAGAUCCUGCAGCAGUCUGCGAACAAGGUCUACCUCGACUCGAACGGUCUUGGUCUUAAUGUCAGUCAGACAACGAGCGAUAAGGAGAAGAGGGCGAAGCAGUAGAGGGUGGUAUGGUGAAGAUGAGAAGAUGAGAGAGGAAGCAUGUGAUAUUGUGUAUAAUUACAAUUAUGGAGCGGGAGGAGAAGAAGCGCAUCAUGCAAGCGUGCGAGUACGUAGCUUUCCACUCAUGUCUAACUACCAAUUUCUGGACUCAAGCUGUGUGUCCCCCUG